CCCAUUUACUGCACCCGAACUCAGUUUUCUUGCUGAAGAGGCAUUUUCCAUCAUUUUCUUCUCUUUCUUCAAUUGCAAUUGCAAUUUCAAUUUGAAUCCUCUUUUGCAACCCUAACGAUGACGAAGCAACAAGCUAACUGGUCUCCUUAUGACAACAAUGGAGGAACAUGUGUUGCGAUAGCAGGUGCAGAUUACUGUGUAAUUGCUGCUGAUACCAGGAUGUCCACUGGCUACAACAUUCUUACUCGCGAUUACUCCAAGAUCAUUAAAUUAGCGGACAAGUGUGUGCUGGCCUCCUCAGGAUUUCAAGCCGACGUGAGAGCCUUGCAAAAGGUUUUGGCAGCAAGGCAUCUGACCUAUCAGCAUCAGCACAAUAAGCAGAUGAGCUGUCCAGCUAUGGGGCAGCUACUUUCAAACACCCUAUACUACAAACGUUUCUUUCCUUACUAUGCAUUCAAUGUUCUAGGCGGCCUUGACAGUGAAGGAAAGGGCUGUGUUUUUACGUAUGAUGCUGUUGGAUCCUACGAGAGGGUUGGGUAUAGUUCUCAAGGUUCAGGUUCAACUUUGAUCAUGCCUUUCCUGGACAACCAAUUAAAGUCUCCUAGCCCUCUCUUGCUACCUGCCAAGGAUGCUGUAACUCCACUUUCUGAAUCAGAAGCCAUUGACUUGGUGAAGACAUGUUUUGCUUCAGCAACAGAAAGGGAUAUAUAUACUGGUGACAGUCUUGAAAUCGUUGUAUUAAAUGCUGAUGGUGUUCGUAGGGAACAAAUGGAUCUCAGGAGAGAUUGAUUUCUUUAUUGUCAGAUUCCUGUGAUUUAGGUUUGAGUUAGUUCGGAGGGCUUGAAUCGAUGCAUCUGGACAAUGAAAUCCGAGGAUGACCCCUUCUAUGGCUCUAUGCACAGCAGUUGUUAAUUUGUUGAUCAUCUGUGUAUGUACUGUACUGUAAACUGCAGUUCCUGGAAUGCUAUGCUGAAUUACAAACAACUGAUUGUUUAAACUUAUUUAGUUUGAAAACCUUACUCUUUAGAUUGA
Molecule: messenger RNA, 1032 nt
Organism: Lycium barbarum (goji berry)
Lineage: Eukaryota; Viridiplantae; Streptophyta; Magnoliopsida; Solanales; Solanaceae
Product: proteasome subunit beta type-1-like
Exons: 7
Coding region: 118-789 (223 amino acids)
Cellular component (GO): proteasome core complex
Source: RefSeq, a predicted model, not a curated record